Messenger RNA from Aspergillus luchuensis, 339 nucleotides. RefSeq lists its product as uncharacterized. The transcript has a single exon. NCBI's taxonomy places the organism in Eukaryota, Fungi, Ascomycota, Eurotiomycetes, Eurotiales, Aspergillaceae. The record is from RefSeq and is a predicted model, not a curated record. Bases 1 to 339 code for a protein of 112 amino acids.
AUGACCAACAGCGAAAUAACAGGGUUCCAAUCCCACCACAAAGACUUCGACGCAAUCACCGGCCCAACCCCCACCCUCGAACUAUUAGCAGAACACCGCGACUACCCCUUUGCACACGAAGCCGGAAUCUACAUUCCCGAGACGAACAACCUCUGGAUUACCAGCAACCGAUGCGUCGAUCCUAAUGGCAGCAAAAGCGAGCAAAAAGUCUACAUCACCCGCGUUGACCUGAACACCAACCCCAUCACCUACGAGGAAAUCCCCACCGAGAUCCCUAUGGGAAAUGGCGGCAUCAACUACGGCAGAGAUCACAUUCUCAUCUGCGUCAGGGGUCCAUGA